This is a messenger RNA of Asterias rubens (European starfish), 3863 nucleotides long. RefSeq names its product noelin-like. The transcript has 7 exons. Lineage: Eukaryota; Metazoa; Echinodermata; Asteroidea; Forcipulatida; Asteriidae. The record is from RefSeq and is a predicted model, not a curated record. The coding region runs from base 325 to 1956 and encodes 543 amino acids. Gene Ontology annotation, biological process: signal transduction.
UCAAUCCCAAUAUGACGUUAUUAUGUACAUUGUUUAUCCCAAACCUAGGAUCCGACUUGAUUCAAGGCUUUUGACGCGGAGAAUCCUCACCGACCUCAGUGAAAAGAACAUUUUCCAAAAAGGGGAUUUUUGUUAGCACGCAAUCUUUAAUUAGAUGCAUGGGAAUGUUGCACGGUGACACGAAUUCUAUACAUAAGCAUUUUCGAACCGAACGACCCGACAUUUGUGGCGGUUUUACGACUUCAAGCAAAUCGACAGUGGCUCAACAGAGUGCAUCCUUAAUAUAAGAACAGCAGAAUUGUGACAACUGUGUUUUGUUUCAACAUGGCGGCGAUGAAAGCCUUCAAGAUGAUGGCGUUGCUAGCAGUAUCAGCCAAUUUGCUCCAUUCCGCCAAUGCACGGACAACACCUGAAGGACCACAAUCAACAACAGACCCCGCACCUUACAUGACUGACCACGUGACUAACUACCACCUGACCGGGGAUCGACCAGGAGAAGCCCCCUGUCGUUGCUCGAUCCAAACACCCAUUCCCGUAGUAUGUACGGACUAUCAAACACAAAACAACUCGGAGAAACUACUGGAGAUUCGACAUUGGAUAACUAACCUGACACUUGAGGUUGGUCAACUAUACGAGAAGUCAACAUGGCAAUCAGACCUCAUCGCUACCUUCCAGGACAACCUAGACGAAGCUACCGAGAAAUUCACCCUCAUGGAGGGUGGACAGCUUCUAGUCACCCGGACUGAGAUUGAGGGCGUACGCCAGAAUGUUCGUAGUAUGGCUUCUGCGCUGUAUACACUGCAGCAGUGGCAAGGGAUCGCAUCUGAUGCUGUACAAUUAGGGAGAAUUCGGGCCAUUAUGAGAGAUGUUUCAAACAUCAGCACUGUUGUGGAUACCAUGAUAGAGCUUGAUAACAGUCAUGGUCUAGGCGGUUUGCAGCAGCGAAUCACUGAGUUGUCUGGUCAGCUUCGGACAUGCAACGCUGGCCAGCCUCCUCCUGCCGUGGGAACAGCGACUGUGAGUCCCGGUACCGACCAGGGUUCAGACGGUGAUCAAACACUGCCAGAGAAUUGGCCAGAGAAGGCAAAACAAGAUAGCUGCGGGAGACUAGUCUCCAUUUCAGAGCCCUACACUGUACGAGGAAAUUUGGAUCAACAUGGAGUGUGGGUCAGGGACCCGCUAGUGAAUCCAAGCAAUGUGUAUUAUCACAGGUAUGGUGUCUCAAGUCAAACUGCUCCGUUUGGAGGUAGUAUGAAUGUGGGUGCCUUCCAGAGGUCUAAAACCAAUUCAAUUGAAGGAGAAGCUCUCCAACACAUCGAAGAGGCGAUCAUCUAUAAUGGCUCCCUCUUUGCUUACUCGGAGGAAAGAGUUCAAUAUCAAGAGCGUAUCGAUGAUUAUUAUUAUGGUAGCUAUUACACACGGACGCGAGAAAGGACAGACAAGACACUGUCUAAGAUCACUUGGAACUCACCACCCGACUCCAAUAACAUCACCAUCUCUCCAGAUGACGAGGUGAUUUCACGAAACACUUCGUCAGAUACACCCCUCGAUCGACAACCUUACAUCGGCCCUAAUGAUGUUCCGAAGAUGGACCUGAGCGUAGAUGAAAGUGGACUUUGGGUGAUGUACGGUAGCGAUCUGGAGAUGCUGGUCGUUAGUAAAGUAGAUGAAGAAACUCUGGAGUUUGAGCGUACAGUGGAGAGCGCCUACCCGAAGAACCGUGUUGGGAACUGUUUCAUCAUCUGUAAGAAGGUCUACUGUCUUAUCAGUGUCACUAGGUACGACUCUAGGGUGGCUUUCUUCAUGGACACUGACAGUGGCUUCGAAGGAUUCGUCAAUGUCCCUUUCAUCAUCAAGUACGGGAGCCUAUCAUCGAUUGAGUAUAACCCACGUGACCAGCUGCUGUAUGGCUGGGACAACGGCCAUGCUGUGGUCUACAGUCUUACAUUCGAGUAAAGCCCGCUUGAGUUCCACACAGACAUAAGCUUAAAGGCCCUGGACACUAUUGGUAAUUACUCAAACUAAUUGUUGGCAAUAUACAAAACUAACUUGAUAAUAAGAGAUGGAGAGCUGUUGAUAAAAUUGCAAGAAACGGCUCCCGCUGAAGUAACAUAGUUUUUGAGAGAGAGGUAAUUUCCCACUCAAACCAUAAAAUGCAUCAACCGAUGGUCUAUGUUUUUUAAUAAGCCAUUUCAAAUCAAAUCAAAUUAAUAAGUUGAUAAGAAAGUGAACACAACUUUUAUCAGGAAAAUGCAAGUUGCAUUGAUUUGUUGUCAUUGCAUCAAGCAGAUUAAAAUAAUGCAAUUUUUUACACUUUGAUCAUGGGCCCUACUUUGGAAGUAUGUUUGGUUUAAGGAGAAGUAUACAGGUCGUAGAAGAUCCAAAGCUUAACUAAAGAAGUUGACUAGACGUUUAAUACCAAUCAUUUGUACUUAAUAAAGAAAAUACUUACAAUGUCUCUUCUCAAUGGGGCAGGACAGCAACAGUCUGGCAUCUUCACGUUUUUAGAUGUGUACUUUAAUGUUAGAGCACGUUUAGUAAACACGGCAAUGAUUGUCUCUAGUGUGUAUAAGGAUUUGUGUGUUUUGGGCAAACACAACCAAUUAAUACUGUCUUUUAAUAUGUAUUGAAGAAUUUGUGUUUUUUAACAUAAGAGCAAGUGACUAACACAACAAAUGUUGUCAUUUUGGUAUCUGUAAGGUUUGGUGUGUUUUAAUGUUAGAGCAAGUAGCAACAACAACAAAAUAUUGUCUCUUUAGUAUGUAUAAGGAUUGGUGUGUUUGUUAGAGCGCGUUGCAGCAACACAUAAUAGUAUUGUCUCUUUGUAUCAGGUUUGUUGUAUUUUAAUGUUAGAGCACUUUAAAAACACAGCAAACAUUGUCUUUUUCUUUAGUAUGUAUGUUAUGCACGGUAAACACAGCAAAGUUAAAGGUAUUUGUCUUUUAAUGUUAGAGCAAACACACCCAAAUAUUGUAUUGUUUAGUAUGUUAAAGGUAUAUUGUAUUUUAAUAAUAGAGCAAACACAGCAAACAUUGUCCUUUAAGUGUGUAAGGUUGUCUUUUAAUGUAAGAGCAAACACAGCAAACAUUGUCCUUUAAGUGUGUAAGGUUGUCUUUUAAUGUAAGAGCAAACACAGCAAACAUUGUCCUUUAAGUGUGUAAGGUUGUCUUUUAAUGUAAGAGCAAACACAGCAAACAUUGUCUUUUAAGUAUGUAUAUAAUGCUGCAGAUUGGAUAUCAGUUAGUUUUUAAAGCUGCUUUGCUUUUAAUAGUAAUAUCAAGUUGGUACAAAUGUUAUAAAUAAUAAUAAUAUGUCAACUUGAAUCGGAAACCAACGCAGAACUUCAAGUCCAAACUUUAUUCUCGGUCGGAACCGUUUGAUUGUUUAAAUCCCAUAUAAAUGUAGAUGUAUAAAGACACACAAACAUUAGAACAUUUCGUUUCAAAAGAUCGAGUUUUUGAUAUAUUGAGUUUCAAAAAAUGGCCAUUAACUGUGGUACACAUCGGUACUAAACAAUAGUAUAGUUUUAAGCUUGAAGUAAUCAUGCAAGUUAUAUAAGUCCUUUAGAUAAAAAUUGUGAAUUUAUAUAACACAAAAUCGGCAAUAAUAGCAAACAAUUACACUGCAAUAUUGAACAAGUUUUUAAAGUUAUUAAUUAGUCAAGAAUGUAGUGCGCCACCCUGCGUUCGCAAUCAUCUGUAACAAAACCAAACCAAACCCACAAAAACCUAAAAGCAACGAUUUUCACGUAACCAUGUCUUACAUAGUGAUGUUUUAAUACGGCUUAAGAAAAUGUUGGUGAUUGUAACCAUUCGUAUGUAGUAGUUGUAGGUAUGUCUAGAUGAAUAAAACUUUCUGACACA